AUGAGUUGGAUAUGGAUGAAUUUAAAACUCAAAGAAAACAUGUUUGUUCAGAAAUCUAGCCUUAAGUGGGAUAGAGAGGGUGACACUAACAGUAGAUACUUUCAUUGUGUUAUGAAGGAGAGAUGUCAGAGAAACUUCAUUGGUUCCAUUGUUACUAAUCAUUGUGUUCUGGAGUCAGUAGGAGAGGUCAAGAAGGAAGUUAGGAGGCAUUUCUUUGAGAAAUUCAAGGAAUCGAAUUUCAAUCGUCCUCUUUUAGAGAGGGUCUCUUUUAGCGUGGUGUCUCGAGAAGAGAGGAACUCUCUGAAAGUUCUGUUUUCUUAUCUUGAAAUUAAAGAGGCGGUUUGGGGGUGUAAGGGUUCAAAGAGUCCAGGACCGGAUGGUUACAACUUUUUCUUCAUAAGGAUGUGUUGA
Vicia faba (fava bean) is the source of this 411-nucleotide messenger RNA. Lineage: Eukaryota; Viridiplantae; Streptophyta; Magnoliopsida; Fabales; Fabaceae. The record is from the annotation of a GenBank genome assembly.